UGCAGUGAUGCAAGAUGUCUGCGCCCAUGGCGAUAGGAUGCCGAAAAUAUCGCAGACUCUUUUCGAAGCAGAAUUUGUACAAAUACCGUCAUCUUCUGAGAUACUUAUCAAAAUCAAGUAAGAAGUUUGAGUAUGACCUUGUAGUGAUCGGGGGCGGUUCCGGAGGACUGGCAUGUUCAAAAGAAGCUGCACAAUUAGGAAAAAGAGUUGCUGUCCUUGAUUAUGUAAAUCCAUCAUCACAGGAUAAAAAUCCACAUUGUUCUGGUACCAAAUGGGGCCUCGGUGGCACCUGUGUCAAUGUUGGAUGUAUUCCUAAAAAGCUGAUGCACCAGGCGGCACUUCUUGGGCACGCUAUAGAAGACAGCAGGUUGUACGGCUGGGACGUCCCACACUCUGUCACCAACGACUGGGAAAAGAUGUGUGGAGCGGUACAGAGUUAUGUGAAGUCAUUGAACUGGGGUCACAGGGUGCAGUUACAAGACAAGAAUGUUGAAUACUUGAACUCCCUUGGCUCCUUUUCUGACCAACACACCAUACGAGCUGUAGAUUCCAAAGGUCAAGAGAGAUUCCUUACUACAGAGCAUGCUGUCAUAGCUGUAGGUGGGAGACCUACCUUACCUACACAGAUCCCGGGUAUGGUGGACCGUGCCAUUACAAGUGAUGAUAUAUUUUGGAUGAAAAAGCCUCCAGGAAAAACGUUAGUAGUGGGUGGAAGUUACAUUGCACUGGAGUCGGCGGGGUUCCUCACAGGUCUGGGAUUUGAUACCACUGUCAUGGUUAGAUCUAUAUGUCUCCGGGCAUUUGAUCAGCAAAUGGCAAGUUUUGUAACAGAUUAUAUGGAAAACAAUGGAACAAGGUUUCUAAGGCAAUGUUUACCUUUGGGAGUUGUAAAGAAUGGAGAAGGAAAAUUGGAAGUAAGCUAUCAGGAUGGAAAUGGUAACAAAGAUUUGGAGACAUUUGAUACCGUCCUUAUGGCUAUAGGACGAUACUCUGUAACAGACAAGCUUAACCUACCGGAUAUUGGUGUUAGCAUGGAUGAUAUCGGAAAGGUCAUUGGAGGUCAUGGUGGCGACUUAGAGCGAAGCUCUGUACCUCACAUCUACGCCAUCGGAGACGUUUUACAUGAGAGACCUGAACUAACCCCAGUAGCUAUCAAGGCGGGCAGGCUUUUAGCACGCCGCCUAUUCGGUGGAUCCCAGAUACAGAUGAAUUAUGAUCAGGUGGCUACUACAGUGUUCACUCCAUUAGAGUACGGUGUUGUGGGUAUGUCUGAAGAGGAUGCUGUAACUACACAGGGGGAGGGUAGCAUAGAGGUGUACCAUGCGUUCUACGCUCCCUUAGAAUACGCCAUACCAGGACGAGACGUAUCCCAGUGUUACAUUAAGGUAAUAUGUGAGAAUGGCGAUGAUGGGAGAGUAUUGGGCAUUCAUCUAACAGGACCCAACGCAGGGGAGAUCGUCCAAGGCUUUUCCGUUGCGAUGGGAUGUGGCCUGACCUGGCGACAGUUGUCCAGCUCAGUAGGUAUACAUCCCACAACCGCCGAGGAGUUGGUCAAGCUUCACAUCACAAAGAGUUCAGGUCUAGAUCCCAAGGUUACAGGAUGCUGAGGUUAGACAUCCCUAUGUAUGUCCCCUAGGUUUUAUGUAUCAGCACAUAUUGACGUACGUGUGUGUGUGUGUGUGCUUGUGUGUGUGUGUGAAUGGGUAGUUGGUGUGUAAUAUGUAAGUAAUGAUUCUUUGAUGUUUUUUUAAUUAAAAGAAUCAUCUUUCAUUUAUAUUUAUUCAGGUAUACAUGCAUUGCAACCAUAUAUUGUUUUAUAUAUAGAUCAUUGUUUUAUUUUACUAGGGCAUUAAUUUGUUAGUUAUUUUUCACUUGAACCUGCUCAAAGUAUAGUAUUGUUGUUGAAUUCGACGUACGAUGUUAUUACUUUCUCUGUCAUACCGACUGACAUUGUUAUCAAAUCGUUGUCAAACACGUUUAUCACAUACCUUAUUCUUGAAGCUGAUUUUGUAGAUAUAUAUUUGACCGAGAAAUUAUAACAGGAAUCUAUUGUGCUGUCAACGGACAUUAUGAUACACCUGAUCCCAUGUGUAUCGUUCAAACAACAGGGUAUUUCGCCAGCACCAGAACUGUUGGAUCGGGUUACAUGUGUGUUUGAAUGCAGGUUUAUAACGUGAUGUCUGAUACUAAUUGUAAAAUUAAUACUGUACCAUGAUAUGACAUACUUGGAUUUGUGAAAUGAUUUUCAUUUUUGUCUGACAAACGUAAAAUGGCAAUAUCGAUGUAUUUAUUACUGUGUUAAUACUUUUGUAACAUAUUUCAGUUAUUUGUGGAAUUUAAAUGGAAUUAUUCCAAAACAAAACUGCAACGUUGGGUCGAUUUUGAUAUAUAUUUCGGCAGAAAAAAAGGGCUAAUACUAUAUGUAAUUCGCGGAUGGAAACGAUAUCAUCAGUAUCUAAAUGUGCGUCAGCCGGCUACUUAUAGUCUCAUUGCGUGCCAACAUUAAUUAAAAACCGAGAUAAGAUCUAAGCAAAAUGUCUUAUAUAUCUCUUUUCUUGCUCAUUUUGAUCUUUGAGAAGGCUUCCUCGUUCUUACUCGCAUAGUGUUGUGAAGAUUGUCACGUUUUUUAAGUGUAUGGAAUAUAAUCCUGAUAGAGCUGUGUGACUGAUAUUUAAUGUUUGGGUGAUAGUUUAUCAUAUCGUGUGCCUUUUAUUUAUGUUAUACAUUUUGGAUUGUGAGGUCCUGUAGUACAAGCGUGGCAGAUUUUAGAUGAUACAUUUUGUAAUAAUAUUAUUAUGCAAGUUAUUACAAAAACACACGUGCUAUGUAUAAUAGUGUACCAGUAUGUACCUGUUACGGUUGUGUAUGCUGUUUUUGUCUUGAUACAUUACCUAGGGCGACGGCAUAGGGACAUGUCAUACUAUAUAUUCGUCCUCAUAUUCACGCGUCACAUGACUUUUAUGAAGGUCAUGGUUUUAAAACUGCGAAAGCCGUAAACCUGACCGGAUGUUGAUCAUACUGACCUUGAAUGAUUAAAUUAUGUAUUACUGUU
This is a messenger RNA of Mizuhopecten yessoensis (Yesso scallop), 3052 nucleotides long. Its product is annotated as thioredoxin reductase 2, mitochondrial-like. The record is from RefSeq and is a predicted model, not a curated record. Gene Ontology annotation, molecular function: glutathione-disulfide reductase (NADPH) activity; thioredoxin-disulfide reductase (NADPH) activity; flavin adenine dinucleotide binding. The transcript has 18 exons. The coding region runs from base 15 to 1607 and encodes 530 amino acids. Gene Ontology annotation, biological process: cellular response to oxidative stress; glutathione metabolic process; cell redox homeostasis. Gene Ontology annotation, cellular component: cytosol; mitochondrion. NCBI's taxonomy places the organism in Eukaryota, Metazoa, Mollusca, Bivalvia, Pectinida, Pectinidae.